Molecule: messenger RNA, 2606 nt
Organism: Mya arenaria
Lineage: Eukaryota; Metazoa; Mollusca; Bivalvia; Myida; Myidae
Product: NAD(P)H-hydrate epimerase-like
Exons: 9
Coding region: 39-893 (284 amino acids)
Cellular component (GO): mitochondrion
Molecular function (GO): NAD(P)HX epimerase activity
Source: RefSeq, a predicted model, not a curated record
GAAAGUGAAAGUAGAUUGUUGACAGUUCUUCUGUCUCUAUGUUUAUCUCGUCUGCUCGAAGAAUUGGUGUUCUGUUUGCUCACGUGACUAGACACCAACAGGUUACGUCAUCACACCUCCUGACGUCAUCACACCAACUCGUGAGAAAGAUGUCGGUUGCCAUUGGAGACCUGAAGUUCCUCAAUCAGACGGAAGCUCAGAAUAUUGACCAAGAGCUGUUUACGGAAUAUGCCUUUAGUGUUGACCAGCUUAUGGAACUUGCCGGUUAUAGCUGUGCCGUAGCAAUAGCUAAGUGUUAUCCCAUAGAAGAGAUGACGAAAGACAACCAUGCGGUGUUGGUUUGUUGUGGUCCGGGAAAUAAUGGAGGGGAUGGUUUGGUGUGUGCGAGACAUCUUAAAAUGUUUGGCUACAAACCCACCAUCUUCUACCCAAAGCGGCCAUCCAAACCCCUGUUCGACGCAUUGUACCAGCAAUGUGAAGGGAUGGACAUGCCUGUUUUAUCUUUCUUCCCAUCAGAAGCUCACCUUAUAACCGACUCGUACAACUUCGUAGUUGAUGCCUUGUUUGGAUUUAGUUUCAAAGCCCCCGUUAGACCGGAAUUCGAACCAGUGAUGGAGACACUGAAAAAGGUUGAGUCGCCCAUUUGCAGCAUUGAUGUUCCCUCAGGAUGGGACGUUGAAAAAGGCGAUCCUAAUGGUCUUCAACCCGAACUACUUAUCUCACUAACUGCUCCUAAACAAUGUGCUCGCCUGUUCAAAGGAAAGCAUCACUACCUUGGCGGAAGAUUUGUCCCUCGUACCUUGGAACAAAAAUACAAGCUGAACCUGCCGCCUUACCCUGGCACUGACUGUGUGGUGGAAUUAAAGGAUACACAAGAGGACGGGACCGCAUAGCGGCUUCUGUCAAACGGGGAACGUUCGUCGAUUUUAGUGUAACUUGAGGCAUACCUGUGUACGGGCCAUGUUUUCGUCUUGCGUGGUCGUGGUCUGGCAGGAAGGCAAUUGGUACAUAUCAAAUUAAAUAGCUGAAGAGUCAGCAAUCGGCCAUACAAGAACUCGAACCGUGUGGGGCUCAAAUCUCCAACCUUCUGCUCCGUGCAAAGAAGCCCAAACCAAUAGGAGAUAUAUUUUAACUUGUAAUCCCAAACUUAUAUCUGAAAUAACAUGACACACAAAAAACCUGUUAUGUGAUAUAUAUAUAUAUAGAUAUAUAAUGUAUGUAUAUAUAUUAACAAACCCUACCAUUAAAUUGUUUUUUUUUAUUGUCACUUUUACACAAAUCUCGAAUUAUUGAGUAGAUAUUUAGAUGUUUAGACUUUUUAUAGAGUGUAGAUUUUAUGUAAGAAUUCAAUCGGCAAUACGCCCAUGUGUACACAAUCAAUAAAAUACGCAAAUGUUUAUAACAUAGUCAAUGGUCACUCAAUCUUCCAACCAUACAGUUACAAUUUGGUUAACAAUCACAAUUCCAUAGAACAACAUAAAUAGCGGGAGGAAUAACUAAAUAUCAUCGGUUAUAACUAUAGUAGGCACUUCUCAACUCGAAAGCUUUCAAAACAAACAUAGAUAAUUUUCUAUUUACAUAAGGAUUUUUAUAGGUGAAUCAUUCUAUAAAUUUAUGCAUAUAAGGUCUUGCAUCAUAAAAUGUAUCCAUGUAAGCUUUUCGUAUAUCAGUAUACAAGUUACAUUCAAGAACAAUAUGAUAUUUAUCUUCCUGUGAAUCACAUAAAUGACAUUUCCUUUCCGAAUAAGGUAUAAGAGCUGGUUUAUGCCAUCUUCCAGCCUCUACCUGUAAUCUGUGUGCAGACAUUCUUAAUGUUGACAAUGCAAUUCUAUACUUAUUAAGUACUUGUUUUGCAAUUUUAACCGCUGUAUUUUCUGGAACAGUUUCAAUGAGAGAAAUAUUAUGUUCCUGAAAUUAUCCAUUUCCUAUUUAUCAAAUUAUUUAGUUGAUUUAAAAUAGGAAGCGUUGUGUGAAAGGUAGCACUCAACAAAUGGCUUGAUUCGGGAUCAGAAAACGAUAAGCUGGAUAUGGGAAAGGAAAUUAGAAUGUUGAUCAUAAAUACACAUAUUAGGUAGAUAUGUGUCAUAACAUAUGCUAAAGGCGCAAAAUAUACAAAAGUUUUCCUAAAACAAGAUAAUUUUACCUGGAUAGAGGAAACAAAAUAGGAGGGAUCAGAAAUGGGUAUUCUGGAUAUGGAAAGGUAAUAAGAAUGCUUAUCAUAAAUGAACAUGUUAGUUAGGUAUUUUUGAUUAAUUUGUUAAAGGCGCGGAACAAAACGUUUCUCGUUGAAUAACAAAAGAACACUUGUACAAAGGAACUUAAUACAUGGACCCAGGAAAUUCAUACGUGGUAUACAUGUUGGUCAUGAGCAGUUAAUGAACCCAAUGCUUAACUUUGUUCGUGUUCAGUCCAAAAGUACAAAUUUCAUGUCCAUCAUUGAUUAUUACUAUCCUAAGGCCACACAAUGGGGGAGACAGACGCCAUUUUAAAAAAAAGCAACCUCUAGUUCAUUUCCAUUUUGUUGUUUUGACAAAACCUCACAGGAAUGUUCCUUUGGUGGUCCUUUACCAAAAUUGCUCAAAUGGUUCAGGUCCAUUGCACAAUAU